UAUCUGGUGAUGGACUACUACGUUGGGGGUGACUUACUGACGCUUCUCAGCAAGUUUGAAGACAAACUGCCUGAAGAUAUGGCUCGGUUCUACAUCGGUGAAAUGGUGCUCGCUAUACAUUCCAUACACGAGCUGCAUUAUGUGCACAGGGACAUAAAGCCUGACAAUGUCCUUCUGGACAUGAACGGCCACAUCCGCCUGGCAGACUUUGGGUCCUGUCUGAAGAUGAGUGAAGACGGCACGGUGCAGUCAUCGGUAGCCGUGGGUACGCCCGACUACAUCUCCCCCGAGAUCCUGCAAGCCAUGGAAGAUGGGAUGGGGAAAUACGGGCCCGAAUGUGACUGGUGGUCACUGGGCGUCUGCAUGUACGAAAUGCUGUAUGGUGAAACUCCCUUCUAUGCUGAGUCACUGGUGGAAACCUAUGGGAAGAUCAUGAAUCACGAAGAACGGUUUCAGUUCCCAUCCCACGUUACAGAUGUGUCUGAAGAAGCGAAGGAUCUUAUUCAGCGACUCAUCUGCAGCCGGGAGCGCAGGCUGGGGCAGAACGGCAUCGAGGAUUUCAAGUCUCAUGCGUUUUUUGAAGGGCUCAACUGGGAUAACAUCCGAAACCUCGAAGCACCUUACAUCCCCGAAGUCAGCAGCCCUUCUGACACCUCCAACUUUGACGUAGAUGAUGACGUGCUGAGAAAUCCAGAAGUGGUGCCCCCAAGCUCUCACACCGGCUUUUCUGGACUGCAUUUACCGUUCGUUGGGUUUACGUACACAACUGAUAGCUCUUUAUCUGACAGAGGCACUUUAAAGAGUGCGAUGCAGUCUGACACUGUAACCAGAGAUGUGGAUGUGCAGCGCGACUUGAAGAACACUACACAGAUAGAGGGCUAUGAGAAGAAAAUACGGAAAUUAGAGCAGGAAAAGCAGGAUUUGAACAGAAAACUGCAAGAGUCGACACAGACAGUGCAGAACCUCCAAGGUCCGGUGUGCGUUACAGUAAAUGCAAGCCGGGAUAAAGAGAUUAAAAAAUUAAAUGAAGAAAUUGAACGGUUGAAGAACAAAUUAACAGAUAUAAGUAAACUGGAAGGGCAGCUCGCAGAUGCAGUGGCUUUUCGACAAGAGCACGAGGACUCCAUGCACAAGCUGAAAGGACUGGAAAAGCAGUGCCGAGUGCUGCGGCAGGAGAAGGAGGAUCUCCACAAGCAACUCGUGGAAGCCUCAGAGCGACUGAAGAUGCAAUCCAAAGAGCUGAGGGAUGCCCACCAGCAGAGAAAGCUGGCGGUGCAGGAGUUCUCCGAGCUCAGUGAGAGGAUGGGAGAUUUGCGCUCCCAGAAGCAGAAGCUGUCCCGCCUGCUUCGCGACAAAGAGGAGGAGGUGGAAGUGAGCAUGCAGAGAAUUGAUGCCAUGCGGCAGGACAUCCGUAAAUCCGAGAAGAUCCGAAAAGAGCUGGAAGCCCAACUUGAAGAAGCCGUAGCAGAGGCAUCGAAAGAGCGCAAGCUUCGGGAGCACAGUGAGGUCUUCUCCAAACAGCUGGAAAAUGAACUGGAGGCUCUAAAGCUGAAGCAGGGAGGCCGGGCAGCGGGUGCCACACUAGAACAUCAGCAGGAGCUUUCCAAAAUUAAGUCCGAGCUGGAAAAGAAGAUCUUAUUUUAUGAAGAAGAGUUGGUGCGACGAGAAGCGUCCCAUGUUUUGGAAGUGAAAAACGUGAAAAAGGAGGUCCACGAUUCGGAGAGCCACCAGCUCGCGCUGCAGAAAGAGAUCAUGAUACUGAAGGAUAAAUUAGAGAAAACAAAGCGAGAGAGGCACAGCGAAAUGGAGGAAGCAGUGGGUUCGAUGAAAGAGAAAUACGAGCGUGAGAGGUCGAUGCUUUUGGAAGAUAACAAAAAGCUGACGACAGAAAACGAGAGGCUCUGCUCCUUCGUGGACAAGUUAACAGCACAGAACAGACAGCUGGAAGACGAGCUCCAGGACCUAGCAGCAAAGAAGGAGUCUGUGGCUCACUGGGAAGCUCAGAUUGCUGAAAUUAUUCAGUGGGUGAGCGAUGAGAAGGAUGCUCGUGGCUAUCUCCAAGCAUUGGCUUCCAAGAUGACCGAAGAGCUGGAGUCACUGCGGAGUUCCAGUCUGGGGUCACGGACACUGGACCCGCUCUGGAAAGUGCGGCGCAGCCAGAAGCUGGAUAUGUCGGCGCGGCUGGAAUUGCAGUCUGCUCUCGACGCCGAAAUUCGUGCCAAGCAGCUCGUGCAGGAAGAGCUCCGAAAAGUUAAGGAUGCAAACAUCUCUUUUGAGAGUAAAUUAAAGGAAUCGGAAGCAAGAAACAGGGAACUCUUGGAGGAGAUGGAAGGUUUGAAGAAAAAACUGGAAGAAAAAUACAGAACAGAUUCAGGUCUCAAACUUCCCGACUUUCAAGAUUCCAUCUUUGAGUAUUUCAACACCUCUCCUCUUGCACGUGAUCUGACUUUCAGA
Molecule: messenger RNA, 2454 nt
Organism: Mesitornis unicolor (brown roatelo)
Lineage: Eukaryota; Metazoa; Chordata; Aves; Mesitornithiformes; Mesitornithidae
Product: serine/threonine-protein kinase MRCK beta-like
Exons: 17
Biological process (GO): peptidyl-threonine phosphorylation; actomyosin structure organization
Cellular component (GO): cytoskeleton; cytoplasm
Molecular function (GO): ATP binding; protein serine/threonine kinase activity
Source: RefSeq, a predicted model, not a curated record